This is a messenger RNA of Didymodactylos carnosus, 279 nucleotides long. The record is from the annotation of a GenBank genome assembly. NCBI's taxonomy places the organism in Eukaryota, Metazoa, Rotifera, Eurotatoria, Philodinida, Philodinidae.
AUGGCAUCUGUUGUGGAAACUGAGGCAUCUGAGGCAUCAUGGGAGGGCAUGGCAUUUGUUGCGGAAACUGAGGCAUCUGAGGCAUCAUGGGAGGGCAUGGCAACUGUUGUGGAAACUGAGGCAUUUGAGGCAUCAUGGGAGGGCAUGGCAACUGUUGUGGAAACUGAGGCAUUUGAGGCAUCAUGGGAGGGCAUGGCAUUUGUUGCGGAAACUGAGGCAUUUGAGGCAUCAUGGGAGGGCAUGGCAACUGUUGUGGAAACUGAGGCAUUUGAGGCAUAA